Molecule: messenger RNA, 3170 nt
Organism: Lampris incognitus (smalleye Pacific opah)
Lineage: Eukaryota; Metazoa; Chordata; Actinopteri; Lampriformes; Lampridae
Gene: prkar2aa
Product: protein kinase, cAMP-dependent, regulatory, type II, alpha A
Exons: 11
Coding region: 762-1940 (392 amino acids)
Biological process (GO): regulation of protein phosphorylation
Cellular component (GO): cAMP-dependent protein kinase complex
Molecular function (GO): cAMP-dependent protein kinase regulator activity
Source: RefSeq, a predicted model, not a curated record
GACUCAAUUGGUUGGUACGCGAUGACUGUUUUGUAAUUGGUGAAACCGCCUAUCAUUCAAUGUCAGAUUGUCCAGAGUUAGCCACGCCCCGGGGAAAGUCAGUGCCAGUGGAGUGCCAGCGGACUGCCUCGAGGCCGGUACCGGAUGUCCACCGAAUUUGUUUAUCCUUGACCCGUUAUCCGUUUACAAAACCUCCAGAGUAGCUUUUCGUUGGUAUUUCGUGUCAGAGUUGUCGGAUAUUUUUUCCGGUUUUUGUGUAGUUUGCCAAGCGUCGGGCUCUGGAUUUGUCCCUCGGCUCUCACUGAACUAGUUAUCGUGCUGCGGAGAGUGGAAAUCGCCAAGCGGUUGCUAAAAAGCAGUUAGCAGGUGUGCUAGUUAGCCAGCUGGCCAGCUUUCCCCGCUGCCGUAUCAAGUCCCACCCUCUUCCCCGGAGUGUAGACGUAGCUCCAGAGGCUGAACCGGAGAAGUCGAGCGCUUUUUUUCAGUCUAGCCAGCAUCGCUCUACGGCUGGCUGGCUAAGCCAAGAUUUGACUCACUAACGUUAGCUCGAUAAACGCUAACGUCAAUUCGUUGGGUUAUAACGUUUUGAUAAGCGUCUUCAGCGGAGGGUUACUGUCGCUACACUGGCAAGGAGACGGGUUAAGAAGAAGAGGCGAAACAGAAGAGGACAGGGAAGACAUCGAGGAGGGGACUGGCUAGUUUAGCCGGGGAGACAGAUUCGCACCUAGAUCGCAAUCGCCGCCACCGAGCCACACACAACCAUGAGUAUUGAGAUACCGGUGGGGUUGACAGAAUUGCUGCAAGGCUACACUGUGGAGGUCCUGCGACAAAGACCGUCAGACCUGGUGGAUUUUGCAGUACAGUACUUCACCCGUUUGCGGGACACCAGAAAUCAGGAUGCAUCUGGCACUGGGGGCAAGCCGGGAAAAGGAGUGAUGUUUGACGGAGAGCCGAUGCAGACAGAGUCCAACGGAGAGGAUGAUGAAGAUGACGAUGAUUCUGACUUUGAACCUCCACCACCCAGCAGAUUCAACAGGAGAGUGUCAGUGUGUGCAGAGGCAUUCAACCCAGAUGAUGAUGAUGAGGACACAGAGCCCAGAGUGGUUCACCCCAAAACAGACGAACAGCGCUGCAGACUGCAAGAAGCCUGCCGAGACAUCCUGCUGUUUAAAACACUAGACCAGGAGCAGUUCUCAGAGGUGCUGGAUGCCAUGUUUGAGCUGCUGGUUCAGCCCCAGGAGCAUGUCAUCGACCAAGGUGACGAUGGAGACAACUUCUACGUCAUAGAGAGAGGUGUGUAUGAUAUCGUGGUAAAAGGAGUGUGUGUGGGCCAGUAUGACAAUAAGGGCAGCUUUGGGGAGCUCGCACUCAUGUACAACACGCCACGUGCUGCAACCAUCGUUGCCACCCAGGAGGGAGCGCUAUGGGGACUGGACCGUGCCACGUUCCGUAGACUCAUCGUGAAGAACAAUGCGAAGAAGAGGAAGAUGUACGAGUGCUUCAUUGAGUCUGUGCCCCUACUCAAAUCUCUGGAGGUGUCAGAGAGGCAGAAGAUUGUGGAUGUAUUAGGAAUGAAGCAGUUUUCAGAAGGUGAACGCAUCAUCAUGCAGGGCGACAAAGCUGACUGCUUCUACAUCGUAGAAUCUGGAGAGGUGAAGAUUAUGAUGAAGAGUAAAACGAAGGCCGACCAUGCAGACAAUGUGGAGGUGGAAAUAGCGCGCUGUAGCAGGGGUCAUUACUUUGGGGAGCUGGCCUUGGUCACCAACAAGCCCCGUGCCGCCUCAGCCUAUGCGGAGGGAGUCGUCAAGUGUUUGGUAAUAGAUGUGCAGGCAUUCGAGCGCCUUCUAGGCUCCUGUAAGGAGAUCAUGAAGAGGAACAUCGCCCACUAUGAGGAGCAGCUGGUGGCCCUGUUUGGCUCCAGCAUGGACCUGAGAGACUGAGCCUCCCAAACUGCCCCCCGUGCCUUCUACACACAUACACAGACACGUGUUCACACACACAUAUACAUACAUGCACACGUAUACACACAUGUUCACGUACACAGAACUCAUACAGACAAAUGCACAUGUCAUGUUCAUAGUGGCUAAGACAAACUCAUAAGCUUUACACAGAUCAUGAACAUGCACAAGCACACACAACCAUGCUUACCCACCUACAUUAACACACUCAAGAGUGAUUAUGUACCAAUAUACACUCCCCCCCCCAUACACACACACACACACUUAGAUAUAUGUACAUUGGGAUCUACAUAGGCACUGAGACACCCACAAAAGAUAGUCUACUCACCCUCACACACAUAUAAGCUCAACACACUCCUUGAUAAGCUCACCUCAUAGACACAAACACACAUGGCAAAAGAUCACAAACAACCACUUGUCAUUGCUUUUGCCCGCCUUACCCUGUCAGUUUGACUGUAACACAGGUAAUACCAGUGUGAGGAGAGGACAUGCAAAACACACACAUGCAUGCAUACAUACACACACACCCCAAAACACCUCUCACCAAGUACAUGCUUUUCAUACACAUAUGCACUUAGACAAUACGCAGUUGUUCCAACAAGCCUCAGCCAAGGACACACACACAGACAUGCACUGAUACAUAUAUACAUGCUGAAACACACAGGCACCUAUAUUUGCAAAAACAAACACAUGGUGGGAAAAUAGAGAAAUUGCAGAAAAGGAAAAAUAUUCAUGCAAAAAAGAGUAAAGUUUAAAGACAAAGAAGAGAGGUUUUAGAAACAUUUUAUGAAAAUAAAAAACAAGCUUUGAUAAAAUAUUAUUUAAAUAAAAAAAAGUAUUUCCUCUUUUGGAGGCUGGAGUACAGACCUUUGUGAGCGCACUCCAAUUCUUCCUCUACUGUCGUUGAUUGAGUUGAGUUAGUGCUGGUGAUUAUUGCAGUACCACAGAAGAAGUAAAAACGAUAACAACCCUUUGUUUCUGGGCCAUUGGUAUUCUGUCAUCGAUGCCACACAUUGUAUUAAUUAAUUAUUAAUGUAUUGUUAUCAUCAUGAUUAUAUUCAUUUAUUUUUUUUGGUUUUACUUUGACCAAUUCAGAUAAAAACACCAUCCAUCUCAGACAUCAUGUAAAACAGAAAAUUAUUAAAUAAAAAUGUUAGUGCUUAUUUCUCCUUGAUUAUUCUUGAAUGAGUUGUCCUGAAUAAAAAAAUAAAG